CACAACGCGGGGGCUGUGGAGGUUGUAUUUUUUUUUUUAACGUUGUACAGAGAUUUGUUACGUUGUAUCGCAUGAACUGUACGAUUGAUGAUACGAGUUGAUUCGAAUUGGACUCUUUUCCUGGUAAUGUUGGUGAAGCAGUGAAACUGUUGAGCGGAGUGGUUUACUGAACUGGCUCCGGAUAUAUGGAAAUGGAGUGUGGGAUCUCGGUGUAUCAUCAUUAGAACGACUACAAAAAGAAAGGAGAACUCAUUGCAGUUGAGCUCUUAACGCCAAAACUAAAACACGCCACACACACACACCCAGUGUUUAACAAGGCUACAGACUUGAAUCUUCAGGCGUCAGCAUGGAAAGACGUCGCAAACUUGGUUUAUCUUUGGCUUUGAUCCUGUCUUGUUUACAGUGGACAACCUCUUUCAAUCUGGAUAUUGACAAACCCUAUGUAUUCUCUGGACCUAAAGGAAGUUAUUUUGGAUUUUCUGUCGAUUUUUUCCAGCCAAAUAAUAAGCAGUCAAACAUUCUUAUAGGAGCUCCCAGAGCCAACACAUCCUCAGCUUCCACAGUGGUGGAGCGAGGGGCAGUCUAUACCUGCCCAUGGCAGAAGAGUAGUGACUGUACCCAAGUACAGUUUGACAAUACUGAUGAUCGUGAGAAUUUAGACGGAGUCCAGAUGGAGUUCAAGUCCAACCAGUGGUUUGGAGCCACGGUACGGUCAGAUGGUGAACACAUCCUGGCCUGUGCUCCUCUCUACCAGUGGAGCACGUUCAGCUUGUCCGAGCGAGAGCCUGUUGGCACGUGUUUCCUGAAGAAAGGAGUAGAGGUGGUAGAAUAUUCUCCCUGUCGAUCUGAUGGUAACUCACCAGAGAGGCAAGGAUUCUGUCAGGCUGGAUUCAGUAUAGACUUUGUCAAGAACAACAGGGUGGUUGUUGGAGGCCCUGGUAGUUUCUAUUGGCAAGGUCAGCUGAUCAGCGACGACAUCUCUGAGAUCAUCGACCGGUUCAACAGCAACUACUACACUCCUUACAGUAACCAGCUGACCACCAAGUCUGCCAGCGCUCAAUACGAUGACAGUUAUUUAGGUUACUCUGUGACCGUCGGAGACUUCAAUGAGGAUGGAGAAGAUGACUAUGUUACUGGGGUACCCAGGGGAGACAAAGCUCUGGGCUAUGUGAGCAUCUUCAAUGGGAGGAACAUGGAGUCAAUGCUGAAUUUCACAGGAACGCAGAUGGCUGCCUACUUUGGCCAUUCAGUGGCAGCGACCGACCUCAAUAAUGAUGGGCUGGUGGAUCUGUUUGUAGGGGCCCCUCUGUUCAUGGACCGUGGUAGUGAUGGGAAGCUGAGGGAGGUGGGCCAGGUGUCUGUGUUCCUGGGGAAGGGAGGCUUCACCUUCCACACACCCAUCACACUGAGUGGGACAGAGAUCUACUCACGCUUCGGCAGUUCUAUCGCCACACUGGGGGACCUGGAUAUGGAUGGCUUCAACGACAUUGCCGUAGCUGCACCCUACGGCGGGCCGAAGCACAGGGGCCUAGUGUACAUCCACAAUGGGAGGGCUGCAGGGCCUGACCCAGUGCCUUCUCAGGUCCUAGUGGGGAGGUGGGCCUCCUCUUACAUGCCACCCAGCUUUGGAUACUCCCUGCACGGAGCCACCGAUAUUGACCAGAAUGGAUACCCAGGUUUAAUAGUGGGUUUAUUUGGUGCAGACAAAGCUUUGAUCCCCAGGGCCCGGCCGGUCAUCAGUGUUAAUGCCACCCUGGACAUCAGCCCUCAGAUCCUCAACCCACAGGACAGGAACUGCAAACUGCUUGACCAUGACACACCAGUGUCCUGUUUCAAAGUGAAGUACUGUGUGAAGGCGAGUGGGAGAAGCGCCCCAGCCUCACUGAAGUUCCAGGUUGACCUGGUGUUGGACAAACACAAACACAAGGGGGCGACGAAGAGAGUUCUGUUCCUCCACGGCAAGACAUCCCGGUACACCAAGAACAUGACGGUCAGCAACGGCCGAGGACCAGCCUGCGAGGAGCAAGAAGCCUUUCUCAUAGAUGACUCUGAGUUCCGGGAUAAGAUCACUCCCAUCUCUGUGUUCAUGGAGUUUAGUCUGGACUACCAGCAGGCUGCAGAUAAGACCGGCCUACUGCCUAUCCUGGACCAGUCUACGCCCACCAACAUCUCCAAACAGGCCCAUAUCCUACUGGACUGUGGAGAUGACAACAUCUGCAAGCCAGACCUCAAGCUGUCUGUAGUGAGUGACCAGAAGGAAAUCUACAUAGGAGACGAUAACCCCUUGACCCUGGAGGUGACCGCGGAGAACCGAGGAGAAGGGGCGUACGAAGCAGAGCUACAUGUCUUCAUUCCUCCCCAGGCUGACUUCACCGGGGUUGUACGCAACAGUGAGACUCUGUCUAGAUUGUCCUGCGCCUACAAGAUAGAGAAUCAGACCAGGGUGGUGGUGUGCGACCUGGGGAAUCCCAUGAAAGGAGGAACUAAAGUGCUGUCCGGUCUCCGCUUCAGCGUUCAUCAGCUCUCAGAGCAGGACACGUCUGUGGAGUUUGACCUGCAGAUAAAGAGUUCCAACCAGUUCAACAACACCAGCAGUCGGGUCCUCAGCAUCACAAAGCUGGCUGUUCUUGCCAAGGUGGAUAUCAGAGGGGUGUCCGCCCCAGACCAGGUCUUCCUGCCUGUUGCUAACUGGCAGCCUAAAGAGAACCCUGUCGUAGGAGACGACAUCGGCCCACAGAUACUGCACGUCUAUGAGUUGCGUAACAGAGGUCCCAGUACCUUCAGCAAGGCCAUGCUGGACAUCGAGUGGCCCUACAGGUUCAACAACGGCUCUCUGCUCUACAUCACUAAACUGGAGGUGGACGGAGACGGAGGCAUGAACUGCAGUACAGACAUGGAGAUCAACCCACUCAAUGUCUCAAACCCUCUAUCUGGAGAGAAGAACAUCACCUCUCCAAGUGGAGGAGGAGACCGGACAGAGGGGAGGAACAGGAACCAUGUCCACCGCAGAGAGCUGGAGAGGAAGGAGAUGGAGGGGGACCUGGAGACUCUGGACUGUUCCAAGGUCCAGUGUCUGAAGAUCCGUUGUCAGGUGGGCCGUGUGGAGAGAGGUCAGAGUGCUAUCCUCUACAUCCACUCCAGGCUGGGGGUGGCCACCUUCCUCAAGACUGAGAGCCAGAACCGGUCGUUCACCGUGAGAUCCUCUGCUUCCUUCAGCGUCAUAGAGAUGCCUUAUAACAAGAACCUGUUGCCUGAGCUGCCCUCUAACACCACUACGGUGAGUAUGUCAGUGAUCUGGGUGAAAUCAGAACCUGAAGCGGUCCCUUGGUGGGUGGUGACCUUGGCCCUGAUCGCUGGACUACUGCUGCUGGCUCUGCUUAUCUUCGUCAUGUACAAGCUGGGUUUCUUCGAGCGUGUACGCCCCCCACAGGAAGACAGCGCGGAGAAGGAGCAGCUGGCACCGCAGGAGAACGGGGACAGGAACACCGAUGCUUGAUGGGUUCCCAACACACUGUCUAGCUGUCUGUAGAUACACAACCUGCGUCUGAAUAGGUUCCCUAUGUAGUGCACUACUUUGGAACAGAGCGCUAUGGGAUAGCACCAGUACACACAGUCCCAUCUACUCUUUAUAAUCAUACUUACACUGUAUCCUGAAGCCCUGUCGUCCUACUACUCCUCUUGCAUAUACUUAGACAACACUGCUGUAUGAAAUGGCUGGGAGGAGCAAACAAGUGAUUUGAUAUUAAAAAUGUAAAUCAUAUUUGAAAAGGACUCCCGAUCUUCUUCUGGUUAUUGGUCCUGCAUCUUUUAGUUUCAGUUUUAAAUGAAUUGCUACAACAAUGUGAAUUCGAGACUGUAAGGAUGAUGUGAGGUAUCAAUUACAAUGCUGUACGGUCUUUGAAGACAAUAGUUAAUGAAAUGGUUUUUGAAUGGGCACUGCAAGGUGUGGAUAUGGACUUAUUGUUGAGAGUAUUGUAUGUUAUGCUUCUGCAAUUGAUGACAUCCCCGGGCAAUUUUCCACUCUCCAGAUACAGGAUUAUACGUGCACGUCACUGUGUAUUAAAAGGAUGAAUUGACCCAUAUUGGGUAAUCAACGUGGAACUUGUUUUGUUUUUUUGCAUUAGAGCACUAUAGUAUCUAAUUACCCAUCACCCACUGCUUCAUCUGUUUAUUUAUCUUAAAGCACGUUUCAUGUUACAAUAAUGUAAUUUUCAAUUCAUUUUCUUUUCAAUUGAUUUCAAGUUGUUCCUUGUUCAUUUUUUUUUUAAGACAAUAUUACUGAAAAUGAUGAUGUAUUCCUUCCCCACAUAUCUGGUUGAGCUGACAACGUUUUGAUCUUUCCUGAAUUAAAUGUUUAAAACCAUAA
Messenger RNA from Oncorhynchus masou masou (cherry salmon), 4366 nucleotides. RefSeq names its product integrin, alpha V (gene itgav). Gene Ontology annotation, biological process: angiogenesis; cell-matrix adhesion; integrin-mediated signaling pathway. Gene Ontology annotation, molecular function: integrin binding. The coding region runs from base 347 to 3496 and encodes 1049 amino acids. Gene Ontology annotation, cellular component: integrin complex; external side of plasma membrane. NCBI's taxonomy places the organism in Eukaryota, Metazoa, Chordata, Actinopteri, Salmoniformes, Salmonidae. The record is from RefSeq and is a predicted model, not a curated record. The transcript is spliced from 30 exons.